Messenger RNA from Ochotona princeps (American pika), 2814 nucleotides. RefSeq names its product two pore segment channel 1 (gene TPCN1). Bases 313 to 2766 code for a protein of 817 amino acids. The record is from RefSeq and is a predicted model, not a curated record. Gene Ontology annotation, cellular component: lysosomal membrane; endosome membrane. The transcript has 28 exons. Gene Ontology annotation, biological process: transmembrane transport; monoatomic ion transport. Gene Ontology annotation, molecular function: voltage-gated channel activity; monoatomic ion channel activity. Lineage: Eukaryota; Metazoa; Chordata; Mammalia; Lagomorpha; Ochotonidae.
GGUUGAAGGGACGGUAGGCGGCGGAUGGGAGAGCUGGCGCAGCUGCCGUAGUGGCAGCGGCUGAAGUGGCGGCGGCGGCCGCGACCCCUGCAACAGCUCCAGGCUCCGAGCUUUGGCGGCGGUGCCGGCGGGCUGCGCUGCGCGGUGCGGACCCCGGUGCGCCAUCCGGGUUGCUGGGGCGGCGCGUAAGAUGCUUCGGAUGGAGGACUUCCUGAGACGCAGCUCCGGGCCGGUGGCUUGCUUAGGGAGCUCAAACCGGAGACCGCUCACAGCCGUGGCCAGCAUGUCCUGAGGGCCACAGGGGAGGAAAACAUGGCCGUGAUUCUCGAUGACGACGUGCCCCUGAUUCUGACCUUGGACGAGACUGGCGGUGCCCCACUGGCCCCCUCCAACAGCCUGGGCCAAGAGGAGCCACCCAGCAAAAAUGGGGGCAGCUGUGCUGUCCACGACGCCCAGGUCCCCAGCCUGAACUCUGCGAGUGAGAUGGCCCUCUCCAGUCCCAUCGGACACAACUGGGAGAUGAAUUAUCAAGAGGCAGCAAUCUACCUCCAGGAAGGCGAGAACAACGACAAGUUCUUCACCCACCCCAAGGAUGCCAAAGCGCUGGCAGCCUACCUCUUUGCACACAACCACCUCUUUUACCUGAUGGAGCUGUCUACGGCCCUGCUGCUGCUGCUGCUGUCCCUGUGUGAGGCGCCAGCUGUGCCCGCGCUCCGGCUCGGCAUCUACGUCCACGCCACGUUGGAGCUGUUCGCCCUGAUGGUAGUGGUGUUUGAACUCUGCAUGAAGUUGCGGUGGCUGGGCCUGCACACCUUCAUUCGGCACAAACGGACCAUGGUCAAGACCUCCGUGCUGCUGGUGCAGUUCGCCGAGGCCAUCGUGGUGCUGGUACGGCAGACGUCCCACGUGCGGGUGACCCGGGCUCUCCGCUGCAUCUUCCUGGUGGACUGUCGGUACUGUGGUGGUGUCCGGCGCAACCUGCGGCAGAUCUUCCAGUCCCUGCCGCCCUUCAUGGACAUACUCCUCCUGCUGCUCUUCUUCAUGAUCAUCUUCGCCAUCCUCGGUUUCUACCUGUUCUCCCCGAAUCCUUCGGACCCCUACUUCAGCACGCUGGAGAACAGCAUUGUCAGCCUGUUUGUCCUCCUGACCACGGCCAACUUCCCAGAUGUCAUGAUGCCCUCGUACUCCCGGAACCCCUGGUCCUGCGUCUUCUUCAUCGUGUACCUCUCCAUCGAGCUGUACUUCAUCAUGAACUUGCUCCUGGCCGUGGUCUUUGACACCUUCAACGACAUUGAGAAACGCAAGUUCAAGUCUCUGCUACUGCACAAGCGUACCGCCAUCCAGCAUGCCUACCGCCUGCUCGUCAGCCAGCGGAGGCCCGUGGGCAUCUCCUACAGGCAGUUUGAAGGCCUGAUGCGCUUCUACAAGCCCCGCAUGAGUGCCAGGGAGCGCUACCUGACCUUCAAGGCCCUCAACCAGAGCAACACGCCUCUGCUCAGCCUUAAGGACUUCUACGAUAUCUACGAGGUUGCUGCCUUAAAGUGGAAGGCCAAGAGCAACCGAGAGCACUGGUUUGAUGAGCUGCCCCGCACGGCAUUUCUUAUCUUCAAAGGAAUCAAUAUCCUUGUGAAGUCCAAGGCCUUCCAGUAUUUCAUGUACCUGGUGGUGGCAGUGAACGGAGUCUGGAUCCUGGUGGAGACGUUCAUGCUGAAAGGUGGGAACUUCUUCUCCAAGCAGGUGCCCUGGAGUUACCUCAUCUUUCUGACCAUCUACGGGGUGGAGCUAUUCCUGAAGGUGGCUGGCCUGGGCCCUGUGGAAUACCUGUCAUCUGGCUGGAACCUGUUUGACUUCUCCGUCACAGUCUUCGCAUUCCUGGGGCUCCUGGCCUGGGCUCUCGACAUGGAGCCCUUCUACUUCAUAGUGGUCCUGCGUCCCCUGCAGCUGCUCAGGCUGUUUAAACUGAAAAGGCGUUACCGCAACGUGCUGGACACCAUGUUUGAGCUGCUGCCACGCAUGGCCAGCCUGGCCCUCACCCUGCUCAUCUUCUACUACUCCUUCGCCAUCGUGGGCAUGGAAUUCUUCUAUGGGAUCCUCUAUCCCAACUGCUGCAAUGCCAGCACCGUGGCAGAUGCCUACCGCUGGCUCAACCACACCGUGGGCAACAAGACCAUGGUGGAAGAAGGUUACUAUUAUCUCAACAACUUCGACAACAUCCUCAACAGCUUCGUGACCUUGUUCGAGCUCACGGUUGUCAACAACUGGUACAUCAUCAUGGAAGGUGUCACCUCCCAGACCUCCCACUGGAGCCGCCUCUAUUUUAUGACCUUCUACAUCGUGACCAUGGUGGUGAUGACCAUCAUCGUGGCCUUUAUCCUCGACGCUUUCGUCUUCCGGAUGAACUACAACCGUAAGAACCAGGACUCGGAAGUUGACGAUGGCAUCACCCUGGAGAAGGAGAUCUCCAAGGAAGAGCUGGUGGCUGUCCUGGACCUCUACCGCGAGGUGCGAGGGGCUGCCUCAGACGUCACCCGGCUGCUGGAGACGCUGUCCCAGAUGGAGCGGUACCAGCAAAAUUCCCUGGUGUUUCUGGGGAGGAGAUCGAGGACCAAAAGCGAUUUGAGUCUGAAGAUGUACCAGGAGGAGAUCCAGGAGUGGUACGAGGAGCAUGCCCGGGAGCAGGAGGAACAGCGACAGCUACUGAGCAGCACCGUGCCCACCAUCCCGCAGCCCCCGGGCAGCCGCCAGCGCUCGCAGACUGUCACCUAGCCCCGCUCGCAACAGCUGCACCAUCUAUGCAAUAACACAAUAGUAUUA